Molecule: messenger RNA, 2179 nt
Organism: Enhydra lutris kenyoni (northern sea otter)
Lineage: Eukaryota; Metazoa; Chordata; Mammalia; Carnivora; Mustelidae
Product: spermatogenesis-associated protein 31C1-like
Exons: 2
Source: RefSeq, a predicted model, not a curated record
CUGGAGAUGGGUACCUAUGAGGUGUCUUGCCCUGUAGCCCAGAAGACACAGUCUUACAUGUCAACUGCCAUUCAACACCUGGAAUGUCACUUUCUGAAGAAGCAACUAGAAAGCAGCAAGCUACCCACUGUGGUGAAAAAAUCUCAGGAAGUCUUCAGCCCAGGUCCUCCAGACCUUCCCCAGGGUGGCUGAAUGCUAGAAGCACAUAUCAUAAGGCUUGGGGUGAAGCACCGGUGGGGCCUCCCCCUCAAGGUUCUCAAGCCUAUAAACCUCUUCAAGUUGAAGAAGGGCUUCCUCCUCUCCCGGUCCUUCCCUCCCUGCUCAUCCACCUGUGUAUCCAAGGCCGGCAUGGGGCCUAAGUUCGUGGGAAAUCCUUCUCAGCCCUAUCAAGAAGAGGUGAUGAAGAGUCUUAUCCCACCUGGUAGGGGUUUCCUUGGUGCUCCCCAGCCUAAGUGUGAGGAAAUCCAUCAGGCUCUGGAAGGGACCUGACCUGGUGGUAGCCCUCCUGACUGGACAGGGGGCCAGGCCACCUUCUUGGACCUUCACAUACAGCUUUGUGGGCAGAAUCUGGCACAGUGAGACUGUCUCAAGGACUCUUAUGAACAGCACCUUGGCAUCAAGUCCAAGUCCACAACAGCUACGAAGGAGCCAGGGAGGGCUAAUAGGGGUCGGGUCUAAUGGGACGUGACAGUGCUAGAGCUCAACUUAGCAUCCCAUGAUUUGAGUGCCAAAGAGCCCGGGGAGGCUGGGGAGGUCGAGGAGGCCCCUGCCUGGGGAGUCACAGAACCCCGUGUGCUGGCCAACAACCAAGGCCUCCAUGGUGAACUGAGAAGAUCAGGGUCUUCAUGGAAAAGCGACAGCCCCCUGCAACCUACAAAGUUGGUCACCCGAGACCCAGAAGAGCUACGCCUUGAGGCACGGCACAGGGGAUCGGAGCCCCGGAAGUUGAUGGGGUCAGAGAAUUGGCCUCAUGAUGCCACCCCCAACGUGCUCCUUCAAGACUGUGAAACUAGGGUCCUCCUUCAGGACUGUGCCACUGAGAAUCUCCUUCAAGACUGUCAGUCCAGCGUGUUUCUCGCUGCCAACGUCUUGGCUUCUCAGGAAUCUCUGGCUUCCAGAGUGGGUCCAAUGAAGAUGCACUUAUUUCUCAGGUGCUGCAUGACCAAAGAUCCUAUAGCCAGAGCCCCACAGGCAGCCAGGACCCCUGGGACUGUGGCAUCUAUGUAAGAGCCUGAGCAGGUCAUGUGUACUCCCCCCCCCCCCCACGCACACACCCAGGCGAGAGGAGAGAGAGCUUCAGGAGGUCCCCCUUGAGAGAGCCUGCCAAAGAGUUGUCAGAACUGAAGGUCCUCCAGAUCAGUGAGGUGAGACAUCCCAUCCAGAGCAAGGAGUCAGUAGAGGCCUCAGGAAUCAAGGUCUGUGAGAUCUUGCUGAAGAAGGAGGAGGCUCCUCCAGAAAACUACUUCAGGAGAAGGAUAAACACUUGCUACAGUGGUUCUUUCCCAGUAGAGGCAAAAGACUGGAAGAUUCCCUUCAAAAGGGCAAGCCUUCAUCAUCCCAGGGCCAGGGACAAGUCCUGUGCAGGUCGACCAUGGACAGCGCUUCUACCGAGGCUCAGGUGGUUGUGACCGCUGUGGGGCGGAUCCUAGAGGAGAAAAUGGUGCCUCACCAGGGGCUCAGGGCCCCGCUGUUCAGCUGGUGCAAAAACAAUCUCCAGGCUUUGGCAGACCCCAAUGUCUGCUACCACAGGGUCCUCUCCUACCAAGAGAAGAGGAGAGUGAUGAGGGAGACAGCCAGUCCACAGGGCACCCCCAGGAGCCGCAGCUAUGCCAACAAGACCGAGUGGAUCGGGUGGCCCUUCACCACCAAUGUGUCGGGGUACCCAGGCAGACCCUGCCAGUACAGGUCCCUGGUGCUGGGCCCUUCAGGCUGCACCCAGCAGCCCCACUGCCCCAGGCACUGCCUCCUUCAAAGAUACAUCUCAUUCGGCCAGCCACUGUGUGCUUCUCACACCUUUCCUGGGAGGACAACUUUUCUCCAAGGAAAAAUGCAAACGAUGCAGAGAAAAACUUUUUUUUUUUUUCCUCACAUUAGCACCUUCUCUAUGCGCUAAUGGCUUCUGCGUGCCACAAUUAUUUUGCUUCCUCAAAAUAUAUGUUUUGUUUUGUUUUUUUUCUCA